This is a messenger RNA of Erigeron canadensis, 2134 nucleotides long. Its product is annotated as RNA polymerase sigma factor sigF, chloroplastic. Gene Ontology annotation, biological process: DNA-templated transcription initiation; regulation of DNA-templated transcription. Bases 136 to 1815 code for a protein of 559 amino acids. The transcript is spliced from 9 exons. Lineage: Eukaryota; Viridiplantae; Streptophyta; Magnoliopsida; Asterales; Asteraceae. The record is from RefSeq and is a predicted model, not a curated record. Gene Ontology annotation, molecular function: DNA-binding transcription factor activity.
AUAAACCCACUUCUUCGCUCACUCAUGGCCUCAGAGCCAGACCCUGAAUAUUCCUCUAUUUGAUUUCUUUAACUUCUUGAUAGUUAUCUCUCAAGUUUAUCAUCAAGAUUAUUUACAUACAUUUGAUGCAUACAAAUGGAAGCAGCAAGUAAAAUGCUUUCAUCAUCUUUAUCUUUGCCUCCAAGAACCCAACUCAAACAAUCUCCUCAACCUCCUUCUGCUUUAAAGCUAUAUGAACCUGCAGCUCCUGCACAUUCGUCAUUGCUAGCGACUUCUUUAGCUCAACAUUUCCCUACUUCCGUGUUACUUCAAGAACAACGUCGUGAAAGCAAGCCAUUGUUGCCGACGACAAAAGAUGAUAAAAAUUUCCAGGUAACUGUAGAUAAUGGGCAGAUAGGAGCUGAGCUUUCAACGCAUGAUGUGGAUGAUGUUAGUUCUGAUGAAUACCUAAAAGAAUUCCAAUCCCAAUUGCUACAGUGGCCUGGUUUAUGGUAUUUGUUACCAUCCUUACAUACAAGAGAAAAAACACUUUCCUCUUCAACUAUGCAGCCUAUGGAUGUUGAAGUAAAACAAGUAAUUGCGCUCGCAAAGAAAGCUCUGUCAGCUUCAAAAGAAGCAGCUUUACUAGUCGAUGAUGGUGAAUUAUUUAAAGAUGACCUUGAUAACUCCAACAUUUCAAGCUUAGGAUCUACAAAUUCAAGUCAACUUCAAACCAAGAAGGUCAAGUUUGUAAAGUCAACACGCCUCCUAGAGAGGCAAUCAAAGAAGAGAAAAGGCUCAAAGUCAAAUGUUAUAGUUCGUGAGACUAGCACGUCUACAAAAUCUGAGCCAGAGAAAAAAACAUCAUAUAAAGAUGCUAAUUUACAUGAUCCUCUUCGGAUGUUCUUAGCACGUCCGGUAACAAGAGAACUUUUGACUUCAAAAGAAGAACUGGAACUCAUUGCCCACAUAAAGGGUGGGAUGAAAUUAGAAGAAGCCAGGAGCCGGUUUCAUGAUCAGUUUGGUCGUGAACCGACAUUGGUCGAGUGGGCUGAAGGUGCUAAUAUUAGCAGCCAUGAGUUGAAGUCUCAACUUCACUUAGGUAACAGUAGCCGGGAGAAAUUGAUAUGUGCCAAUCUACGUAUGGUUGUUUAUAUAGCAAAACAGUACAGGGGGCGUGGUCUCGACCUUCAGGACCUUUUGCAGGAAGGGAGUAUGGGACUCAUGCGGAGUGUCCAAAAAUUUAAGCCCCAAGCUGGUUGUCGUUUUGCUACUUAUGCUUAUUGGUGGAUAAGACAAUCAAUUAGACGAGCUAUCUUUCAAAAUUCUAAGCUAAUUCGUUUGCCGGAAGGUAUAUAUACUAUGAUGUACAAGGUUAGUGAAGCAAAGAGACUCUGCAUACGUGAAGGUAAUCAUGAGCCGACACAAAGGCAAAUUGCAGAUCAAGCUGGAAUGACUGUCGAGAAGCUUCAAAAGUUGAAGUCUAUACAGAAAAUAACUCUCUCAUUGCAAAAGCCUGUUUGGGCCAACGAUAGUACUACAUAUGAGGAAAUUACUCCUGACACUACAAUUGAUACUCCGGACGCUAGUGCAUCAAAGCAACUUAUGAGAAACCAUAUCACUAACCUUCUUGGAGUUCUUAAUCCAAAAGAGAGGAAAGUAAUUCGAUUGAGAUACGGAAUUGGAUGUGAAGUCCGGAAAUCAUUGGCUGAUAUUGGAAUCAUGAUGGGGGUGUCUAAGGAACGGAUCCGGCAAGUGGAAAGUCGGGCACUAUUUAAACUGAAGCAGUAUUCUGAAAGCCAAGGACUGGAUGCAUAUAAAGAACUGCUUAUUUGAUCUUUUUAUAAUACAAACAUGAAAACAUGCUCUCAAUGCAUAUUAAUGAAAGAAAUAGUAUACCUUUCUUUAUCAGGAGUCUUGUUCGUAAAUGUAAGUUUUUCAGAUAGGUAGGCGGCGAUUCCAGGGCUACAAGUCUUCCUGCAUAGGGUAUACGUAACUGCACCAGAAAUGGACCUUUUUGAAUGUAUGGUACCAAACUUUUCAUACUUUUAUGUAACGAAAAGUUGGUCUCGGAUGUAUAAAACACUUCGUCUCAAGGACUAGUAUAAUGUUAUAUAUCCUUCACAUAAUGAAAAUUGUAUUUUUGUUAAAUUAA